Messenger RNA from Impatiens glandulifera, 1347 nucleotides. RefSeq names its product transcription factor TCP15-like. NCBI's taxonomy places the organism in Eukaryota, Viridiplantae, Streptophyta, Magnoliopsida, Ericales, Balsaminaceae. Gene Ontology annotation, molecular function: DNA-binding transcription factor activity; sequence-specific DNA binding. The record is from RefSeq and is a predicted model, not a curated record. The transcript has a single exon. The coding region runs from base 223 to 1209 and encodes 328 amino acids. Gene Ontology annotation, cellular component: nucleus.
AAGUAGGAAAUUACAGUUUUGUCCUAAAGAAAGCAUAAUCUUUUUGAUGAAAGAAGAUUGCUUUAACAUAGCCAACCCGGCCCUUAUAAUUCAUACUCAUUAUGUUUGUUGCUUAAAGCUUGCCUUCUCUCUCUCUACUUCCUCCUUCUUACAGAAGAAUUUGCCAUAGAUUUUUAUUCUUCUUUCUUUAUGAAGUUUUUCUGAUAAAAAAAAAAAAAGAUCAUGGAUCGAAUGGGUGGAAGUUGCCGCCCUAAUUUUCCAUUACAAUUACUACAUAGAAAAGAAGAAGCAGAUGAAGACGCGGCUUGUUCAUCCAACGAGCCGCCGCCGCCUCAAGCCGUGAAGAAAACGCCCCCUAAAAGGACAUCAACAAAAGACCGCCACACAAAGGUGGACGGCCGUGGCCGACGGAUCAGGAUGCCGGCUGCUUGCGCAGCUAGGGUUUUCCAGCUUACAAGGGAAUUAGGGCAUAAGUCAGACGGUGAAACAAUCGAAUGGCUCCUCCAACAGGCGGAGCCUUCCGUUAUAGCUGCCACAGGAACUGGGACAAUCCCUGCAAACUUCACAUCUCUCAACAUCUCUCUUCGUAGCUCCGGCUCCACUAUGUCGGCUCCACUUCAUUUCCGGCCUAACUACUUCAAUGCGGCGGCGGCUAGUUUCGCCGCCGCUCAUUUCGGUAACAGUACUACUACUACUUCCGCGGCUGAUCUCUUCCGUACCCAAAUUCUCUCAAACGGGUUAGAUUCUCCGAGCGCCGGCCAAGGCCAACAUGACUUGUCAGGUCUGGGCGGCGGAGGAAUAGGAAUAGGAAGGAAGAGGAUAAGGUCUGAGACGGAGAUCAUAUCGGAAAGUCUUGCUUCAGGGAACUACCUAUCUGGGCCGGGAGAUCCGUUAUGGGCAUUACCUUUUUCAUCUUCGUCAUCUUCUGUUGGUACCGGAGCUAAUAAUUACAAAUUGGCAUCGCAUUUGAUGAACUUUGCUACGCCAAUGGCUCUGCUCUCCGGGCAGCAGUUUGGUGGUUCUGGUGGUGGUGCCGGUGGUGGAGGCGGCGGUGGCGGUGGGUUGGUGAUGGAUGGACAGUUAAGUAUGGUGGCAGCUCUUGGGGCUUAUAGGCCGUUGACGGCUUCCUUGAUUAAUUCUGGUGCCCCUGCAGGCGGAGGAGAUCAGCAUCAUCAUCAUCAUCAGCAGCAGCAAUCACAAAGAGAAUGAAAUGUACUUAAACUGCAUGAAUGAAUUGAUGAUUUGUUUGCAUAAAUAUAUAUAUAUGUAUAUGUUAUGUACGUAUGGAGUGUUAUCUUAAUUAUAUAUAUCUACGUAUUAAUUGUAUACCAUAAUUUGGAUAAUUAA